Epinephelus moara (kelp grouper) is the source of this 1468-nucleotide messenger RNA. RefSeq lists its product as uncharacterized. The record is from RefSeq and is a predicted model, not a curated record. Bases 206 to 1177 code for a protein of 323 amino acids. Lineage: Eukaryota; Metazoa; Chordata; Actinopteri; Perciformes; Serranidae. Gene Ontology annotation, cellular component: cytosol. Gene Ontology annotation, molecular function: aldose reductase (NADPH) activity. The transcript is spliced from 10 exons.
AAAAAAAAACGUGAGAGGGGAAGAUAUAAGGGAGAGAAGGGAAGAAAAACGUCAGAUAGAGAAGUAAAGUCAACAUAGAAAAAAAGGAAGGACAUUGACUCAGCAGUUGCAGUCUGAGGGGACAAGAGGAAGAGGAAAGCUCAGUGUGCAAGUGUGUGCUGAGUUUUACAUUUUGUUGUUUUUCUCCUGCCGUGCAAUCUACUCCAUGGAGGACACACAGGUGGCCAGGACCAUAGAGCUGAAUGAUGGCUCACGAAUGCCAGUUUUGGGUCUGGGGACAUGGAAGUCCUCACAUCUUCCCCGCACCUCGGUCCAGGGUGCAGUGGAGACUGCCAUUGCGGCCGGCUAUCGCCAUAUAGACACUGCUCUCUGCUACAAAAAUGAAGUUGAUAUUGGCAAGGCUCUGCGCUCCAAAAUAGAGCAAGGCAUCAUCAGGCGCCAGGACAUGUUCAUCGUCAGUAAGCUGUGGUCUACCUUCCAUGCCCCAGAGGACAUCCCUGUGUGUCUGAAUAAGUCCCUGAAUGAUCUCCAGCUGGACUACCUGGAUCUUUACCUUGUGCAUUUUCCUGUUGGCCUACAGAAAAUUGGUGAUGAGUUCUUCCCGAAGAAGGAUGGAAAGAUUCUGACCUCUGACAUAGACUAUGUAGAUGUAUGGAGGGGAAUGGAAGCCCUGCAGGCCUCAGGGAAGGUGAAGAGUAUUGGUGUGUCCAACUUCAGCAUCCUGCAGCUGGAGAGACUCCUUGCUCUGUGCAGGGUGCCCCCUGCUGUCAAUCAGAUCGAGCUACAUCCCUACCUGGUGCAGACUGACAUGAUAGAGUUCUGUAAAUCCAAGAACAUCGCUUUAACUGCCUACAGUCCCUUCGGCUCGCCUGCCAGACCCCCAGAGCUGCUCAGAGGAGACACAGAUCCACAUAAGCUCCUGGAGGACCCAGUCGUAACAGACAUAGCCAAGAAGCACAGACGCACCACUGCACAGGUAUUACUGAGGUACCAUGUGCAGCAGGGUAUUUCAGUCAUCCCUAAGAGCGACAAGCCUCAUCACAUCCUUGAAAACACAAAGAUCUUUGACUUCAGUCUGACUGAAGAAGACAUGACAGCACUGAGAGGACUAAACCGAGGCUGGAGGACUUUGGCCCUUGACGAGACCAAGUCUCAUCCAUACUACCCGUUUGAAUAAGGCUGCCAGGAGACAAAAGAGACAGCGAACUGGAUCUUCUGAUCAAUAUCAACAAGACACAGAGCAGCUAAGUGCAGUCUACCUACAGUAUCACCCGCUGUAAUUCAUCAGUGCCUUCUUUACAUGAUGAUAAUAAUGAUGAUGUGAAAGUGAAGACAAAUCUAAGGACAAUUCAGUUUCUCAAUGUUAUGAAUGUGACAAAGAUCAGGGCACUGAUAAGCUCUGAGAAAUGAGAUGCUAAAUUUUAUAAUGUUUUCAUUUUAUGAAUAAAAUACUGUACAUUUGUGUUUA